CUCUUGAGCCUUCUCUGUUUUCUUGAUGAGUAUACUUUUAUUCAUAAGCUUUCCAUUGAAUAAUUUAUUAAUCAUGUGUUAAACCCUAAAUUUAAGUGAAUCUUGAAAUUUAUAUAAUUAAUUGGAUGAGUUAUGUUGAUUGGGAGUAUUAGUUGGAUAUGAGAUAUUGGAUAAUUAUUGUUAGGAAUUAGGAACUUAUGGCAAAUAAUGAUGAUGAUGAUGAUGAUGAUAAUGAUGUCCUGAUUUUGGUUGGGUUAAUGAACUUCUCACGUAGAUGUUAGCUGUUCAUGGAGGUUUUGACAAUGAUGAUGACAAGUAAUUGAGUAAAGUGAUGCUCUUAGAUGAUAUAUUAGAUGUUUGUUGAUUUGAGAACUUGUUAUGGGUAUUAUGUUGAUUGAUAGAUUUGGAUGAAGUUGAGAUUAAUCAUUUUGGAUUGUGGAUACUCGUCAAGAGCUAAUUGUUAGAUGAUUUAAUAUUUUAGAUGGAUUAUUAAAUUCUUUAUGAGCAAUAGCGAUUGUGGGCUAGAAUGUUUACUUCCAGUUUAAUAAGAUGUAAAUGGUGAAUUAAAGAUCAAGUUUUACUAUUAUAUGAUGCUUAGAAAUGCUAAAACCAAGAGUUUUGGGUAAGUAUCGAAUAAUUUGAUAUUCUUAAAAGUAUUAUGUGAAUCUUUGAGAAUUUCUAACAUUGAGUUUGAAUGUAUAUAUUGGUGUUUAAUUGGAAAUAUUAGAAUAGCUGGUGGAACUAUGCGUUCUUAGGAUGAGUAGUAAUGAACUAUAUGUACAAUUGGAACAAAGCGGCUAUGCUCAAACAACUAUGGAACAUAGCUCGGAAAAAGGAAAAUCUAUGGGUAAAAUGGGUUCAUAGUUAUUAUUUGAAAUUGCAGGAUGUAACUGAAGUGCAAGUUUCCAUUCAUGCUUCAUGGCUUUUUAAGAAGAUCAUCAAUCUCAGAACUGUCGUAGAACGACUAGGGGGAUGGGAGGAAAUUACUAAAGGGAGCGAGUACACUAUAGGAAGAACAUAUGAGAUGCUAAUUGCAGAUGCUCCCAAAGUUCCAUGGAGCAACAUCAUGAUCAAGAACAUAGCCAGUCCAGGAGCAAGGUUCAUCACAUGGCUUGCAAUACAAAAUAGACUGGCUACUAAAGAACGAAUCGAGAAAUGGAAGGUGAUCGAGGAUGCAAAGUGUGUAUUAUGUAGUGGUGCAAUUGAAUCUACUCAGCACCUGCUCUAUGACUGUCAGUUCACGCAAAGUGUCCGAAACUGCCUUUUUAGUUUCCUUAAGUACAGGCCAGAAUCUUCAAAUUUCCAGGAAGAGAUCCAAAAAAUGAACAAAAUCAAUAAGAAGAAAACUGACCGAGCAAAGCUGAUUGUGGGGAUCUGGACAGAAAUGAUAUACAGCAUAUGGAUGCACCGCAACAGGAAGAUUUUUGAUAAUCGAUCUUGUAAUAUGAAGGAACUUACAAACUACAUUGUAUUUAGAUUAGCUGGAAGGGUAAACAACAGAAUGAAAGAGAUGCUUGUAACUAGAUAGGGGUUGUUUCUUUUGGGGUAGUUUCAGUUUUUCGAUCGUAGUUUGUCUUGAGCGUUGUCUAGGUUUUGGAGGCUUUAGGUGGGGUUAAUUUCCAGCUAAAGAUUGUACCUUGAUAUUUUUGUUCUGGUAUAUAAUACUCAUACUUGGCAAAAAAAAAAAAAAAAAAAAAAAAAAAAAAAAUUAAUGAACUAUAUGAACCUAGCUGUAGUAUCGUAUGCAUUGUUGUAAUGCUAUGUUUGUUAUGCUUCAGGAAGCGACAUUAUCGCAGAGCCUUUCUAAUAAUCGCGGGGGUAGCAGACUUGGCCUCUUGAAGCGUUCUUUUUGUCUGGUUACAGAUCGGAACCGGUCGGGAAUGAGGGUUUAACGGAGAUUGAAUAGCGUUCCAAGGUUGUAUUUCGAGCUGAGCACGUGGGAAUCUGUAGUUUUGUAUUAGGUUUUUGGAUAAAUGUAUAUUAGAUUUGGUUGUGUUGGUUAUAUUCGAGUCGAAGUGAAUUGUAUGAUUACUUUAUGUUUAAGUUAGAUGUUUGGUUUGAGAUUUAGCUGAAUUAGUUACAUUAAAGAGCUAGUGACCCCUUUUGCUCAAGUUUUGGAAGUGUGAUUUCAGUUUCUUGGGAAACGAACCCAGUGAUGACCCUGUUUACCCAAUCAACGGUAAAUCGGGUUGUUACACUAAUUAAAGGGGAUAUUUUACUUUGAAGGGAAUUGAAAAACUAACGACUAUUAUUAAUUUUUUAUAAUAUUUUAAUGUGUAAGUUUCAACUUGAUAUAAUAUAAUAUAACGGGUUGGGUGUAGGUCAACAGGUCGGAUUUGUGAACACCCCUAUUUGAUGGUA
Messenger RNA from Amaranthus tricolor (Joseph's coat), 2361 nucleotides. RefSeq lists its product as uncharacterized. Lineage: Eukaryota; Viridiplantae; Streptophyta; Magnoliopsida; Caryophyllales; Amaranthaceae. The record is from RefSeq and is a predicted model, not a curated record. The transcript is spliced from 2 exons. The coding region runs from base 767 to 1528 and encodes 253 amino acids.